Messenger RNA from Ceratosolen solmsi marchali, 502 nucleotides. RefSeq lists its product as uncharacterized. NCBI's taxonomy places the organism in Eukaryota, Metazoa, Arthropoda, Insecta, Hymenoptera, Agaonidae. The transcript has a single exon. Bases 194 to 457 code for a protein of 87 amino acids. The record is from RefSeq and is a predicted model, not a curated record.
UACUUCUCUUUUUACUAAUUGCCUAGAGGCUUCGAUCGACAAUUAUCGAAUACAUAAAUAAACGUCACGAUAGAUGGGAAAUUGUCGUGUCUCUCAUAAGACUUAAAUUAAUAUACAAUUGAUAUUUAUCAAGGAUUUCUUUGUACUUCUCGUCAGGCAGGAUUAUCAAAGUGAAAAGAAGAGAGAAAAAAAAAUGAUUCCACGCAGUGAAGAUUCGUGGUUAAGUGGCCAGACAUCGUCAAUAGUCGCCGCAUCCGGCAACGACACCAAUCAACUGCUGCUGCAUAGAUGUGACGUUGCCGAGACGAAGCGGCUGACCGCCUGGAAGCGGUAUCGCUACCUCGUGGAAGCAAUGGAGUCCAGGGGUCAGAAGUUUAACCAGAAGCUCAUGCUCGAAGCUAUGUUUCGCGGCAAUAACCUUGUUUAUAGUGCAACCGAUAAUUGUAAUGUGUCUUGAGUUUUGUAAUAAGAAUUUUAGUGAAUUUAACGUUGGGUCUUCGGA